AUGGCUCCUCCAAUGGCGUCUCCGGCCUUGUCCAGCAGAAACCUCGACUCGCCCACCUUUUUCCAUCCUACGCUGCGCAACGUCUCGCCCUCGCCCUCGCCCUCACCCUCACCUGUGGCGGGCGGCACCACCCGAGCCAGCGCCAUCUUGGACCGCCGGCCCAAAUCUUCGUCGGCAAAUCAUCCCUCCUUCAUCAACACCUUCAAAGCUUUUGACUACGAGCCGCGGGCCACUACGCCCUUGUCCGCAGUGCCCGCUUUAGGAGGUGCCAUGGCCACGACUGAAACGGCCGCUCUUACACCAUCGUCAUCUCCAUCUCCAUCUUCAACGUGGGGCGCCGGAUCAACCACCACCACCACCACCAUCCCCGUCGACGCCGCCGCCGCCACCAUCUCCGACGCCGCCCAAGCCGCCCAAGCAGAUACAACCGAAUCCAUCUCCCCGCGCAGCAACGCCUUUCCACCUGCCAUCCAUUGCAGCAGCGGCAUCCCCCACGGCGAGAAGCUUUCCAGCGCUCGCUUCACCCCCGAGCCUCUCAUGCUUCGCCAGCCGCACCUGCCCGCCGAGGACGUCUCGGUGCUCAGCCCCAAGCCCGAGGACGCCCUCUCUCUUGACGGCAUGCUCUCGUCGUCGUCCGCGACCGCCGCCAGCAUGCACGACACCCUGCCCAAUCCACCACUGUCCGAGGCCUCGCUCAAGCUUGCCGACGCGCUCAACAGCCUCGCCCGCCGCCGACGCUCCUCGGCCACGACGACGACGGCGCUCGCGGCCCUCAAGUCGCCCUGCUUUUACCACCAGCGCUUCGACGACGCCGUCGACAUUGACAAGGUGCUCGAGGAAAUCAAGAAUGGCGAAUCCAUGUCGCACUCGCACCUCGUCCAAACCGCCACCUCGGUUCGCGAGGUCUCCAAGCAAUUGCAGCGCCGGCCCAUCCGGCGCGCCGUACGCAACGUCAUGAUUGUUACCAAAGCCCGCGAUAACCAGCUAGUGCACCUCACGCGCGAGCUCGCUGGCUGGCUGCUGCGCACCCCACGCUACGGCUCCCAUGUUGGCGUCAACGUCUACGUCGACGUGAAACUCCGCAAUUCUCAUCGCUUCGACGCCCCUGGCCUCGUGGCCGAGAACCCGGCCUUUGACGACAUGUUGCGCUACUGGGAUGGGGGCCUGUGCUGGAGCCGUCCCGAGACGUUUGAUCUCGUCCUGACCCUCGGUGGCGACGGCACCGUACUCUUUACCUCGUGGCUCUUCCAGGGCAUCGUUCCGCCUGUGCUGUCCUUUUCCCUCGGCAGCCUUGGCUUCAUGACGACGUUUGAGUUUGAAAAGUACCGCCAGGACCUUGACAGAAUCAUGGGCGACGAAGGUAUGACCAUCAACCUCCGCAUGCGCUUCACCUGCUCUGUGUGGCGCGACGGGGCCGAGUCCGCCAGCGAGCAAUUUGAGGUGCUGAACGAGCUCGUCAUUGAUCGCGGCCCGUCGCCCUAUGUUUCCAACCUUGAGCUCUAUGGCGACGGCCAUCUACUCACCGUUGUGCAGGCCGACGGCUGCAUCUUCUCGACCCCCACGGGCUCGACAGCCUACUCGCUGUCCGCCGGCGGCUCGCUCGUGCACCCAGAUAUUCCCGCCAUCCUGCUGACGCCCAUCUGCCCACACACGCUGUCCUUUCGUCCCAUGGUGCUCUCCGACACCAUGGACCUGCAAGUCGAGGUGCCGCGGACCUCCCGCGCCACUGCCUAUUGUGCCUUUGAUGGCAAAGGCCGCGUCGAGCUGCGCCAGGGUGAUAGGGUCAAAAUUUCGGCCUCUCGGUACCCUUUCCCCACCGUCACGUCCAACUCGACGGAAUGGUUCAAGAGCGUUAGCAGCACGCUACGCUGGAACACGCGCGCCGCGGCGCAGAAGCCGUUUGAGGGCGCCGGCUACGAGGGUGGCGCCAUGGGACAGGAGGAGACGUGGGAUAUCGAUAUUGAUACGGACAGCGCAUACUAUGCGAGCGAAGAAGGCAGCGUCAGCACAAGUCCUAUUCGCAGACAAAUGAGCAUGCUCGGGCUGUAA
Messenger RNA from Cordyceps militaris CM01, 2049 nucleotides. RefSeq names its product NAD+ kinase Utr1, putative. The transcript has a single exon. Gene Ontology annotation, molecular function: NAD+ kinase activity. Gene Ontology annotation, biological process: NAD+ metabolic process; NADP+ biosynthetic process. The coding region runs from base 1 to 2049 and encodes 682 amino acids. The record is from RefSeq and is a predicted model, not a curated record. Lineage: Eukaryota; Fungi; Ascomycota; Sordariomycetes; Hypocreales; Cordycipitaceae.